Messenger RNA from Drosophila busckii, 1132 nucleotides. It is a transcript of the gene TwdlT, whose product is annotated as serine, glycine, tyrosine and glutamine-rich protein. The transcript has 3 exons. Bases 196 to 1041 code for a protein of 281 amino acids. The record is from RefSeq and is a predicted model, not a curated record. Lineage: Eukaryota; Metazoa; Arthropoda; Insecta; Diptera; Drosophilidae.
GCAUUUGAUUUGGUCUAAUAAACAUCGGUGAACCGAGUCUGAGUUAGAGUCAGAGUCAAGAGUCGAGGAUAACCCAAAACCAUACGAACUUUUUAUUGUUCCACACACACAGCACAGACCUAGGAUUACUGUGACAGUGAAAGUGUGAUCCUUUACCAAGUUCCAAGUUCGUUAAACUCCGUGAUAAAUUCAGCCAUGAAAACCUUUAUCUUAAUGUCCUGCCUGGCGCUGGCAGCAGCACGCCCAGAAGCUGGCUAUAACUACAAUCGUCCCGGUGGCGGCGGUGGCUCAGGAGGUGGCUCCCACGGCGGUGGCGGCGGCGGCGGUAGCAUUGGAGGCUUUGGAGGCUCAAGCGGCGGCAGCUUCGGCGGCGGCUUCGGUGGUAGCUCAGGAGGCGGAGGAUUUGGCGGUGGAUCCGGGGGUGGAUUCGGCGGCGGCGGCGGUGGCGGAUUUGGCGGCGGUUCCGGCGGUGGAUUCGGCGGCGGUUCAGGCGGUGGAUUCGGCGGCGGCUCAGGCGGCGGCUUUGGCGGAGGCAUUGGCGGUGGAUUCGGCGGUGGCGGCGGCGGCGGUGGCACCACUUUGGUGCAAAAGCAUAUCUAUGUGCAUGUGCCACCACCAGAGCAAGAGGAAGUGCGUCAGCGUCCCAAUCUGCCAGUUGGUCAGUCCCAGAAGCACUACAAAAUCAUCUUCAUCAAGGCGCCAUCUCCUCCCUCGUACCAGGCUCCAGUCAUUCCAGUGCAGCCUCAGAACGAAGAGAAGACUUUGGUUUAUGUGUUGGUCAAGAAGCCCGAGGAUCAGCAGGACAUUGUUAUUCCCACGCCCGCACCCACACAGCCUUCAAAGCCCGAGGUCUACUUCAUCAAGUACAAGACCCAGAAGGAGUCCGGCGGCAUCUCUGGCGGCACUGGCGGUUUCACGCAGACCAACACUGGCAGCGGCUAUUCGAGUGGCGGCGGCGAUGGUGGCUUCUCUGGUGGCGAUUCUGGCAUCUCGGCGCCAUCCAGCAACUACGGCCCACCCGGCAAGUCUGGCCCGUACUAAGCUCCAAGCUAAACUCACAGAACAUGAACAUGAACACGAACCUCGAACUCACUGCAAUCAGACACAUACUCGGCUCAAGCUGCUGACUAGU